Nezara viridula (southern green stink bug) is the source of this 1517-nucleotide messenger RNA. The record is from the annotation of a GenBank genome assembly. NCBI's taxonomy places the organism in Eukaryota, Metazoa, Arthropoda, Insecta, Hemiptera, Pentatomidae.
AAACAUACGUCACUAGAGCAUUCCCCCACCAGGUUCAAGCACACAAAGCAUGCCUUACUGUUGUAUAUAUUUUUACUAUUGAACUAACUUUUGAACUGGUUACAUAAUGUAUGUGUUUAAAGAUUAAUAUGUGCUUGCAGUUUUAACUUGCAAUCAGGUUUUUACGUAAAUGGGGUUAAGCCAAACUUGUCAGAGGCAUGGAUAUAAGCAGCUGGGAAGAUGCCCAGUGGUGGUCUGGCGCUUAUGAAGAAGACACCACUCAUAGUUUAGAAUUGGAUGGAGAAAAUGGAGCAUGGGCGAGGGGUUUUCUUCCUCCUCCCCCACGUCCCAAUUUCCUUGAGAUGGAUAUACCGACUGAUGGCCUUACUACUUGUGAUCUGUGUACAUGGGCCAGUGAUGUCCAUGGAAAUAUAACAUCAAGAAGUAGCUUAGCAUUUUUUCCUUGGUCCAUCACCUUGAUAAUUGUUUCAAUUUUGUCAGCUCUUGUUGGAGCUGCUUUGAUGGUUUCUGUGAGACAUUGUUUUAAAAGGGUUAACACUAAUAAUAGGACUCCUAUAGGAUAUUCUGAAGAUGAUAGAGAAAAUCAUGAAAGAGAAGUUAGUAAAGGAAGAUCUGAUAAAAGAAGACAGGGCGGUGAAGGUGGAGUUUGGUGCUGGUUAUCUCGAAGACCAACGUUAGAAUCACCACCAGAGGUAACAGCUACCAACCACUAUACUGAUGAGGCAUAUUCGGGUGUUGAAGCACUUUAUGCAGAAUUAGAUAAACCGGUUUACCAGAAUACUGGUUAUGUGUUAGAUGCUGAACCAUCAUCUCCUCCAAGUUCUGCUUAUUAUUCAGAUUUUUCAGAAAGAACUUAUGAAACUGUUGGUGGAAAUAACACAUGGGAAAUGUGCCAAAUACCGCUUUCACGUCAGCGUCUAUCUGCUAUAUCUGAAGCUGCUGUCCAUUCUGAUUAUGUUUAAAAAUUGUGAAUUGUCUUUUGCAUUUUAUAUAUUUCACACACAGAAAUAUAUUUGGGUAUACAAUAAGAAAAACAAUCACUGCCACUUAUUUUUAUAUUGAAAUAAAUAUAAAAUUUUUGACAAAUUACAAAUAUACUUUUGUAUUUUUUUAAUAUACUGAAUAGUGGAUAUAUAAUCUCAAAGAUGUAUUUUAUUAUAAUGUUUCAUAAUAUUAUUACUUUUUCAAGAAGAGCUGUUUUUAUUUUUGAGAUUGUUAAAUUAAAAGAGAUUAGCUUAUGAAAUUUUUAUAAAUGUUAUAAAUCGAGCUUACUGAUAUUCAAUGAAAAUAGCAAUAUUUUGUUUGUUAUCAUCCUAAGGAUGUAUUGUAUGUUUUGUUUGAAGGUAUUUAAUAAGAAUUGAUAAUUCUGUGCAAAAAUUUGAAUGCAUUUAGUUGUUGAAAAAGGUCAACAUUUUAGUUUUAAUAUAAAAUGAAGAUAUGUUUUAGUUUUAGUUUAUUUUUAGAUUACAAGUUAAUUUUACCAUAGUUAUAAAUAAAGUUUAUCAUUUUGAUGAAGA